GUUCAUUCUAUUUUGCGUUUGUGUUAAUUGCUAUGACAACCCCUUUUCAGUUGCAAAUCACUUUUUGCUAAGUCGAUUUUCAGGUCUGUCCCUUCACGUCGAUACGAACGCCACCCAUUUUUUUCAGGUGUUAAAGAUAUAUCAGCUUGAAAUUGCGACCACUUAACGUCGACUUUUUGAGGCGACUGAACCGGAAUCAGCAUGGCUGUACGUGCAAGCUACUUCUUGUUUCUCGUCUUUAUCGCUAUCAACCUGUUCUCCGCCCUUGCUAAGGAUUUCGACAAGGAAACUUGUGGAGGAAUUUGCAUGAAAAUUCUCCGCAAAUCAGGCAAAAUCGCUAUACUCCGUUGUUCGCGUAAGGGCGGAAAGAAGCCGGAUUUCAGCAAAGCUUUUACAAUAGGAGUGGAUCAUGUGAAACAGCUUGACGUGGACGGCAAGCCAGUCGGCAAACCCAUGAACAGCCUGGCAAGCCAAGACUUCAUUUUCAAACCACUGAACAAGGAGGAUACCGUUGAUGGCAUCAAAGCUGCUAGUGUCGAGUUAGAAGCGCAUUUAAAAGAUACAAACGGGACUCUUCGAAUCAAGACCUACACAUUCUGUAACGCUGGCAACUCCUCGUUUGGGGAUGAUACAUUUGCUGUUCAGAAUGGGUCUUUGAAGGUCUUCAUUGAGCUUACAAACUUUACUUUUUGCAACGGACGCGGGGACAACUCAUCUGGUUGUAAAGACAAGCCUGGUAAAGAUAUCGAGAUUGGACUGACUGUGAGAAGCAGAAAAGGAAAGCCACCGACGAAGAGGAAAGACGACGACGAUGACAAUUAUGGGGGCAAUAAAGCUAACAAAGGUGACUAUGGAAAAGAAGGUGCUAAAGCAAAAAAAGGCGUUAAAGGCAAAGAAGGCGGUUAUGGCGAUAAAGUUGGAGACAAACUUAAGAACAAAGGACCGAGGCAGCCAUGUCAAAAGAAAAAACAUUGUGGCAUACGUUUCCGUUUUGGUGAUGACGAAAACGACGAUGACGAAAUGUCUGUUGCUCAGAAGUGCAAACGUGACGGCAAAUAUAGCAACAUGACUGGUGGUUAUCCCAAGUUCGAGAAACGAGGCAACAAAGAGAUGCUUAUCUUCCGCGCUCCCAGGUUUACCAAGUCCAUCGUUUUUGACCCAGUUACUACUUUGGGCGAUGAACUCGGUGAAGACGAUGACGACGACGACGAUGGCGAUGAUAAAGAUGAAAAGAAUCUUGCAUCGUCUAUUCAGCUCAACAGCUUCAUGUUUGUUGCUAUGGUGACCGCUGUGUUCGCGUUCAUACUUCCAUUUCAGUGCAAACGUGACGGCAAAUAUAGCAACAUGACUGGUGGUUAUCCCAAGUUCGAGAAACGAGGCAACAAAGAGAUGCUUAUCUUCCGCGCUCCCAGGUUUACCAAGUCCAUCGUUUUUGACCCAGUUACUACUUUGGGCGAUGAACUCGGUGAAGACGAUGACGACGACGACGAUGGCGAUGAUAAAGAUGAAAAGAAUCUUGCAUCGUCUAUUCAGCUCAACAGCUUCAUGUUUGUUGCUAUGGUGACCGCUGUGUUCGCGUUCAUGUGA
Messenger RNA from Orbicella faveolata, 1587 nucleotides. Its product is annotated as skeletal aspartic acid-rich protein 2-like. Lineage: Eukaryota; Metazoa; Cnidaria; Anthozoa; Scleractinia; Merulinidae. The record is from RefSeq and is a predicted model, not a curated record.